CGACGGCAGAUACCGAUUGGCCAAAGGCCGAGUUCAAUGAUCCGCAUCCGCAGAAGCCCCAUUACUUUCGUCUGGUUGAGGAUCAUGUUUUGAAUUUUCUAUCCGUUGGUCGCCCUCUUGUCGACCUUUAUUUCCAUUUAUCAUCUCCAGGCUUUCCACGAGAGAAGUAAGAGCCAGAGGUCCCAGAGGUCCCAGAGUUCUUUUACAGUAAUAUCACGGAGAAGCAUCGUUUCAGGUGAAAAACCCCUCUUUUUAAUUCUUUCAUCAUCUUACUCGGCGGCCCUCUCCGCCGCUUUUGGAUUUUGGAUCCAACGAGAAGCCCUCGAAAUCCCCCUAUAGCUUCCAGGGGUUCUCCGAUUUCGAACGCCUAUAUCAAUGGAUCUUCCAAAUCACAGCUUUCUCUACUGGAAAUACAGUGUUAUAAGGGGAAUGUUGUCCCCAGCACACCAAGAUCCCUGGCCCUGCAGACGUGCCUAAAUCAACCAUAGAGAGAGAAGGAGGGACAGGGGACAAGGGAAUAUGGAUUGUUUAACUAAUCUUGCCAAAGACAAGUGGGGAAAAGCCAGAAGUGCUUUGUAUUUCUUAAGAUCAAUAAACAAAGUGUGAGAAGAUUUAUGAUGUCUGAAGCUUCAGUUCCUCGUGCUGAACAGAAAGAAGUCGGACCUAAUCACUUUGGUUACUGUAUGCAUGAAAUAGUUGAGUUGUUCUCUGGAAAUGAGGAAUUCCUUUCGCCAGUCUCCUCUCAAACUCAUGAAUUAUUUGCAACAUGUACAAGGGACAAAGUUGAGGACAUACACGAUGAAUGUGGUAGAGCAUGCAAAAAUGCAGCUGCUUCCAGUUCUUUAUUUUGUGAUGGCAUAGGAGUUGGACUACCAAACUUCCAGAGAGAAAGAUUAAAGGCAUCUCUCAAGGAGUGUGUGCUGGCCCUGAAUCAAGAAGUUGAUGAGAUGUUUGGUCCAGUUAUGGCUAUGUCCAAAAUAAAAUCACAUCUAAGGGGAAAAGAUGGUUUACCAAAAAGUCCAAGUGCAUCCGGUGGGGACUUGAGCCAGCUGUCAUUUAAGAAGCAGAAGCAAUCCUCUUCCCCUACAUUGAUGGGUGCCAAAAUGCCCGUGGAAGCUGGAGGCUAUGAAGGGGUGGAUGAUGAUCUACGAGUUCUUCUAGAAAAUGGUGGUUUGCAGGUUGAGGAGACGGUGAAGAAAUAUUCUGAUGAAUUACUUGCAAAGGUGGAUGAUAAUUUGCGAGUUCUUCUAGAAAAUGGUGGUUUGCAGGUUGAGGAGACAAUGAAGAAAUAUUCUGAUGAAUUAUUUGCAAAGCUAGGGCACAUGGAGCAGCAGCUUGAAGAACUUCUUGAUAUUGUGAUGUCAAAGAGCAGGUCAAUGACCAUUACUGAGAAGCAAGAGCUUCACAAGCUUAUUCAGGAGCUUCCACCAAAAGAAUUGGACCGUGUUGUAGAAAUUGUCCAUCGCAAGAGGCCACCAGAGUGUCAUCCUUGCAAUGAGGUCAAUAUUGAUUUGGAGAAGGAGGAUAAUCAGACACUUUGGAGGAUGUAUUACUAUGUCGAGGCAGUUGCAAGUGCCACAAAGCUUGCAUCUAGUUGGUUAUGUCAAACUAAAGAAAGCCUUGUCUAGUGGAAGGGUCACUGGUGGAUCAAGUCCUUGGACUUUGUACUAGGUGAACAAAAGCUCAAUGUACAUCUUGUUCUGUAUUAAAUGUUGUUUUAUCUUAAAUGUUGUAAGUUUCCAAAUAUCUGAACAAUCAGUAGAAUGAGCAUACUUUGUACAAAAUGAUUGUUGUGAGACAGGAAAUGUAAAGGUUAGGCAAAAAUUAGGCAAAAAUUCAUUUAAA
Molecule: messenger RNA, 1845 nt
Organism: Macadamia integrifolia
Lineage: Eukaryota; Viridiplantae; Streptophyta; Magnoliopsida; Proteales; Proteaceae
Exons: 10
Coding region: 615-1628 (337 amino acids)
Source: RefSeq, a predicted model, not a curated record